This is a messenger RNA of Medicago truncatula (barrel medic), 1412 nucleotides long. RefSeq names its product serine/arginine-rich splicing factor RS2Z32. The record is from RefSeq and is a predicted model, not a curated record. Gene Ontology annotation, molecular function: RNA binding; zinc ion binding. Lineage: Eukaryota; Viridiplantae; Streptophyta; Magnoliopsida; Fabales; Fabaceae. The transcript is spliced from 6 exons. Bases 397 to 1194 code for a protein of 265 amino acids.
AUACAGCUAGAAGAUAUCGACAAUGCCUCGCUACGAUGAUAAGUAUGGCAAUACCCGCCUCUAUGUGGGUCGUUUGUCUUCACGAACUCGUUCCCGUGAUCUGGAGCGGGUCUUCAGCAGAUAUGGAAGGUUUUUGGGUUUUCACUAAACCCGGAGGUCUGUGGUGGGAGGGUGGCCUUGGUGUAAUCUUGGUGUAAUUGGUGGAAAUUCCUACCUGAGUGUUGACUUUGGCGAUUCUUUCUGUAAUGUUAUUGCGUGUUUUUAUGGAAUUGGCAACAAUCACAAACUGGUGUUUAGUUCGUCUUUGAGGGGCGAAGUAUCAUACAGUUCCAGUAGUUAAGUAAUGAUGGCCUUACUGUUUAUGGAAACCAUUUCCGCAGCGUUCGAGAUGUGGAUAUGAAGCAUGAUUACGCCUUUGUUGAAUUUAGAGAUCCUCGAGAUGCUGAUGAUGCAAGAUACAAUUUGGAUGGUCGUGAUAUUGAUGGAAGUCGUCUUAUUGUGGAAUUUGCAAAAGGGGUUCCUCGGGGUUCCCGUGAUUCUCGGGAUUCUAGGGAAUAUUUGGGUCGAGGUCCACCUCCUGGAUCUGGACGCUGCUUUAACUGUGGCAUUGAUGGCCACUGGGCUCGAGAUUGCAAAGCUGGGGAUUGGAAGAACAAGUGUUACCGCUGUGGGGAGAGAGGUCAUAUCGAAAAGAACUGCAAGAACAGUCCAAAAAAAUUGAGCAGCAGACAUGCACGAAGUGUUUCACGUUCUCCAGGCAGGUCACGUUCUCCAGCCAGGUCUCGAUCUCCAGCCAGGUCUCGUUCUCCUAGGAGAGGCAGAAGCCGUGACAGAAGCUACAGCCCGGCUCGCAGCUAUAGCCGAUCAAGAUCUCCUGUCAGAAGAGAUCGAAGCCCGGUUGCUUCAGAUAGAUCACGGAGUCCUCCGCCCUCCAAGUCAAGGAAGUAUAGUCGAUCUCCUGAAGGCAGUCCACAAAAGAGCACAUCUCCUGGGAAUGAUAGGGUGGUUGCAACCCAAGAUGGGUCUGAUUACAGUGAUGGUGCUAGAGUGAAGAGCAGAAGCCCCUCAAGGGACAAUGAUGAUAGCCCUAAGGCUAAUGGGCGCAGCAGAAGCCGCAGCCGCAGCCCCAGGGAUGAGGAUAGGAGCCCCGUAGAGGAGGAUGAUGACAACAAUCGUCGCUCUCCAUCACCUUAAGAAGUAUUUUUUCUUAUAAAUCAGCUCAGGACGUGGCCAAGGAUAUUCAUAUGUUUUGUUUAUGAAAUGCACUAUAUCCAUCUCUUUUUGAAUGCUUAAUGAUGCUUAUGGUUAUGAACAAUGGUUGUGUAUGCUAUUUUAAAUUUUUAAACCUCUGUUGGUUGCAACAAUUGUUACUUGUUUGAAAAUAAGUUUCUAACAUUGCAUAACUUUAAAUA